This is a messenger RNA of Prorocentrum cordatum, 1887 nucleotides long. NCBI's taxonomy places the organism in Eukaryota, Dinophyceae, Prorocentrales, Prorocentraceae. The record is from the annotation of a GenBank genome assembly.
CCAUUGUUUGGCUCAAGCACCCCGCCCUCACCGAGAGGCGCUCCCCGCCCGAGCAAAAGAGGAGCUCCGCACUCCGCGAGGCCGCUGCCCCCGCUCGCGAGCCCGCGGCUCCCGAUGCCGCGCGCCUCCCACGCCACGUCGGACGGCGGGUCCCGCGCCGCGGCCACGCCCGCCGGCCCUGCCGCGGAGCGCUCGUUCGCCUCCGCGGCGGCGGCGGAGCCGUCGCGCUCGUCCCGGGCCACGUCGGACGCCACGGUCACGCCGGGCGGCCAGAGAGCGGAGCGCUCGCCCCCCGCCGCGGCGGCGCUGGAGCGGGCCGUCGCCAGCAGGAUGCAGUCGCAGCGGGACAUGCUGCGGGAGCUCGAGGAGCUGGAGGCCGCUGUCCAGGGCGUGGCCAACGAGCUCAAGUCGCGGCCCGCGAAGUCCACCGCCGCGCAGAAAUGGCAGUUCGCCCACGGCGUCGCGAGGAAGGCCCCCCGCAUCGAGGCGUGGGGCAGCGGGGACAAGCACGUCAGUGGCGCCUACAGCUACGUGCCUCCCGCGGACGAGCAGAAGCGCACGGGGCCAGCGACCUACCAGAGCGCGACGGACCCCGACAAGUACCUGUACGUUUCGAUGAAGGGCUCCUGGCUCCUGGGCAGCCUGGAGUCCAAGGAGGCUCGGGAGCAGAAGCAGCAGAGGGAGUACCUCCGCAGCGCCAUGUCGGUCGAGCCCGGCGUGCUCCCGCACAUGACGGGACCGGGCUGGGAGGUCUUGGUUGGCGCGGACUUUGUGCCGAGGGAGACCAUGAAGUUCUGGCUGACAGAGACGGUGCGGCUGGAGUGGCAGAAGGCCAGGGUCGACCUGGGCAACGGCCCGGUCAUCAGGGUGACGGGCGUGAGCGAACACUUUGCCGACGGCCUGUUCGACUUCGUGCCUGCGCAGAGCAGCAAGGGCGAGCCCCCAGUCUUCCAGCACCAGAGGCUGCGCAACGUGUGGAUGUUCCUCGGCACGGACCAGCGAUGGUGGAUCGGCAGCACCAGCGACAAGAACAGCAGGAACCCCCACGGCAUCGGGCACACCUCCGCGCCCAUCCAGCCCGGCGAAGUCCCCACAGCCGAGACGACCUUCGCCGUCUCCGUGGACAACGCCUGGGUGAAACGACCAGUGCGGAUCCAGCGGGUGGACGGGCUGCGCGCCUGCGACUGCUGGGCGGAGGCGGCCCGCAAGACGGGCCCGUUGGAGCUGUGGGGCAGCUCCGAGCUGUUCGGGGCCUUCGCCCCGGAGGCGGGCGAGAGCGGCCACCCCCCGGUAUACCGGCGCAGCAAGGACGACAGCACGGUGCUCUUCGUGGGGGAGGACGGGCAUUGGUGGCUCGGCACCUCGGGGGAGGGCGGCAGGCUCAAGGAGGGCAGCGUCCGCAGCCUCCAGUCCGUGGAGCCGGGCAUGCUGCCCGACGACCCCUGCGUCGCCUGGCUCGAGAGGGGGCCGCAGGAGUGGUCGCGCGCCCCCGCCCUCCGCUUCUGCACCUCGCAGGCCGUGGCGGCGGCCUGGCGCGCUACGCGGGAGCAGGCCGCCGCGAACCCUGUGAUGUCCCUGACCGGCUCGCCGGAGGACCUGGGCUACGACGGCCUGUACGACUACAUCGCCGAGGAGGGCGAGGAGGAUGGCCCGCCCCGCUUCAUGCACCAGAUCAACCAGGAGCGCUGGGUCUACCUGGGAGCGGACGGCUGCUGGUGGGUCGGCGACCAGGAGUUCGCGGCCAGCGGCCUCACGAAGGGGCUGCUGUGCACCGGCCCGGUGGGCCCCGGCGACCUCCCGCUGGGCGGGGCGGCCCAGUGGCAAUCGUGGAGCAGUGGCUCCAGGGCGUGGGUGGCUCAGCCCGGCACCCGCUUCGGCGUCUCGUGA